Molecule: messenger RNA, 3699 nt
Organism: Metarhizium brunneum ARSEF 3297
Lineage: Eukaryota; Fungi; Ascomycota; Sordariomycetes; Hypocreales; Clavicipitaceae
Source: RefSeq, a predicted model, not a curated record
AUGGAAUGGCCACUGCUGGAGGAACUCACUCUCCUAUGCAUGCUCGACCACGAUAAGGGCAUCGAGACCAACGGAAAGACUGCGGAGAAUCUCGUCAAAUUCUCGGUUUGGAUGCAACAGCAGAUUGAGAACUAUAAGCAGGGGACUAACAAGUUUGUAGACAAAAACAAGCGCUUGGAGGAGAAGAGCGCAGAACAAAGACUUGAGCGUAUCAAAGAAAUCAUGGCCAUACUCUCUUCAUCGCCAUAUGCUAUCUUGGCAAAGGCAGUUGAUAAGCUCUUCUCGGUAGCACCAGCCAUUUUCAGCGGCGAGACACACCCUUUGCACAUUCUCAUGGAGGACAACGUGCUCGCCGAAUUCUACGACGCAAUCUCAAUGGACUCGGCAGAUCUUCUCAAGCUCUGUGCCAACACAAACCCGCACAUGCGUAUCCUCGAGGUCGGCGCCGGCACAGGAGGAACAACAGCUCGUGUUCUGCGUGCACUUACGUCUUCGUACGGAGAAUGCCUCUAUCGUGUCUACACGUACAUCGACGUAUCAGCCGGGUUUAUACCUGCUGCUAAGCAAAGAUUUGCUAGCCAUGAGAAAAUUGAGUAUGCCGUGUUGGAUGUUGCAGCAGACCCAGCUCAGCAAGGCUUCCAGCCGGGCAGCUACGAUUUGAUUAUCGCCGCGAACGUUAUCCAUGCCACCACAUACUUGAAUGAGGCUCUCGAAAACAUGCGUAACCUUCUCAGGCCGGGGGGGGGGGGGGGGGGGGCGGCUAUUCUUAGAAGAACUCUCAUACUACAUAUUCGUCUGUUGCACUUACAGAACAUGAAUGGUAAUCUCAAUCUUGUUCAGGGAUUCCUCCAUGGCUGGUGGCUCGGGGCCCAAGACAACCGCGUGGAUCAGCCGUACGUUUCGCCGGAAAGGUGGACCAAGGAGUUGCUUCAUGCCGGCUUUUCGAAGCCUGAAGUUAUCGUCCUUGAUGAUUCAGCGCCAUAUCAUGUCAACACUGGCAUUUUAGUCAGCCGUGAGAGUCGACACGCUAGUCUAUUGGCAGUCAGCGUACUGUGCUACUCUCCUAAUAGUCUAUACGUUUCUGAGAUGCAUCAAUGCCUAGAGUCUCUCGAUGUAGCUGUCAAUAUCUGUCAUUUCAGACAAGAGUUACCCGCUCACAACGAUAUUAUUUCACUAUUAGACCUCGAGGUACCUGUACUCCACGAAAUGACGGAGGAGACUUUCGACACUAUCAAGGAGUAUUUGUCCUCGCACAAGGCCAAGAUUCUCGGGGUGACACCCGCUUCGCAGGUGGGCGACGUAAAAGAUCCACGGGCAGCUAUGGUACUUGGUCUCGCCAGGACUGUACGGAACGAGCGAUCCCUCCCAUUCUUUACAAUCGAAGUGGACGAGACAACGACAUCGGGCCGCAGGAUCCUACAGCACGCCGGGUCAGAGCAGCUGAACAAUCGUGAAUCCAUUGACCCCGACUACGAGUAUGCCAUCAUCAAGGGGGAGGCACAUCACCAUGAAGAUGCUGGGCCUGCUACAUACGAUGACUUGGAGCAAAGGUGGAAGCAGCCGUUCCCCGCCGAGGGUGACAUUGUUGUUGAGACUCGGGCUGUCGGACUAAACUUCCGGGACUUUCUUAUUGCCUUGGGUAUCAUUGGAAACAGCCCCAGCGAGAUGGGAUUCGAGGGAAGCGGCGUUGUCCGAGCUGUAGGGCCUGGGGUCUUUCGCUUCUCCGUCGGCGGUGAUGUCAUGUAUCUCGGAAGCGGGUGCUUCAAGACAAUCCACACAGUGAAUGCGGCGUUGUGCGUUAAAAUGGACGACUCGAUGUCUUUCGAGCAAGGCGCAGCAUUGCCGUGCGUCUACACCACAGCUCUCAUGGCGCUGGUGGACAAGGCCGAUUUGAAAUGUGGCCAGUCUGUCCUCAUUCAUGCAGCCUGUGGGGGAGUCGGCCUCGCGGCGAUACAGAUUGCGAAGAUGCUUGGUGCUCAGAUAUACUGCACCGUGGGGAGCGAUGUGAAGCGCAACCAUCUCGCAGCAAACUAUGGGAUUCCACCCUCGCACAUAUUCAACUCGCGGGACUCAUCCUUCCUUCCUAAUGUCUUGCGUGCCACAGAUGGCAGGGGAGUAGACGUCGUACUUAAUUCGCUGUCUGGAGACCUGCUUCAAGCGUCGUGGCAGUGCGUUGCUGAGUUCGGCAUCAUGGUGGAAAUCGGCAAGCGAGACUUCCAACGGCGAGCUAUGCUGGCCAUGGCACCUUUCGAGGCCAACCGCACCUUUACCGGUCUUGAGCUACGCCUGGUCUUGCAGGCACGUCCACACAAGGCCGCCGCUCUCUUGGAGCGCUGUGUAGGAUGGAUACGUGAGGGACGUAUCCGAGGUCCGACCGUCUCCAACACUUUCGAGGCAGUCCAGGUCCAGGACGCCUUGCGGAUGAUGCAGACGGCUAGGCACAUUGGCAAGAUGGUCGUCAGGAUGCCCCGUGAUGCUCGGGAGCUGGAUCGGCCGACGAUGCCAACGCCAUCAUUCCAGUUUCGGUCGGACCGCACCUAUCUGCUGGUAGGAGGUCUUGGUGGACUUGGGCGAGCGCUCGCCACCUGGAUGGUAGAGAAGGGCGCGCGAUCCCUCGUAUUCCUCUCGAGAUCUUGUCAAAAGGGGCCCCAAACUGAUGGCUUCGUCAAAGAGUUGCACUCGCAGGGCUGUCAAGUGUUGCUGGUUAAAGGCAGUGUCAGCAACAAGGCCGACGUCCAAAGAGCUGUGGAUAACGAGGUGACUGCUUCUAGAGCCCUCGCAGGCGUAAUCAACCUGGCCAUGGUCCUGAGGGACGUGGCGUUUGCCGACAUGUCCUUCGCCGACUGGAACACAGCAGUCGAGCCCAGGGUCCGCGGCACGUGGCACUUGCAUGAAGCCAUCUCAGACAUCAACGAGUUGGAAUUCUUCGUCCUCUUGUCGUCUUGCAGUGGAAUUGUCGGCCAGUGGGGCCAGGCCAACUACGCAGCAGCCAACACUUUUCUGGAUGCCUUUGUGCAUUUCCGCCAUGGCCAAGGGCUCGUGGCCUCCGUCAUCGAUCUCGGCGUCAUGGGCGAUGUGGGCUUUGCGUCGCAGAACCACGACCUUCUCGAAAACCUCGGCCGGAUGGGCAUGCGCAUCCUACGGGAGCAGAACCUGCUCGACGCACUCGUUUUGGCUCUGAGGGCAUCUCAGCCGACUCAAGUGGCAACCGGGCAGCUGGGCUCGCAGCCUGGCGAUGCAUGUAUGACAUACCGGAGCCCCGGCCAAGUGCUCUUGGGGCUGAACACCACCGUCCCCAUCUCAUCGCCGCUCAGCCGCGUGCCUUGGCGGCGCGACGCGCGUAUGAGCAUUUACCACAACCUGGAGGUCUUAUCCAACACUGGUGGGAAACAGACAUGUCCUCUGCGCGACUCUCUGCGAGCCACUCUGGCGCCUUUGACGAAUAACGCGGACCGAACCGCCACUAUAGCUUGUGCGCUGACUGCUGCCUUGGCCAAUUUUCUCAUCAAGGAUGAGAACGAUAUCCCGCUGGACCGACCGCUGGAGAAUCUUGGAAUUGACUCACUAGUCGCCAUGGAAGUGCGUAACUGGAUUCGCCAGCAGAUCGGCGUGGAAUUAAGCACCAUUUCCAUUGUACAGAGCCCAUUACUAUUCCACCUAGCCGAGGAUAUUAGAUUGCGUAUGGGGAAAACUUCAUGA